AGCGCUCAUUCUUUUGAGCUAUGUACGCCAGACGAAGAGAAGGCUGUCAUUCGCAAGCUGGAUCUGAAAAUGGCAUUAUAUGUGGCAUUUCUGUAUAUGAUGUCUUUCCUCGACCGAAGCAAUCUUGGAAAUGCGAACGUUGCAGGCUUGUCCGCAGACUUGAAGUUAACGGAUGACCAGUUUCAAUGGCUCAUCACCGCCUUCUACAUCGCCUACAUUGCUUUCGAGUGGAUGACACUCUGCUACAAGUUCUUUCGCCCACACGUUUUCAUCAGCUGUUGCGUAGCGGCAUGGGGCAUAAUUGCAUCCCUACAAUCACUCGUGUCCAACUUUAAAUUUCUAAUUGUGCUGCGCAUAUUUCUUGGCAUCGGCGAAGCAGCAUUCACGGGCAUUCCAUUCUACCUCUCGUUCUUCUACAAGCGGGAGGAGCUGGCUUUCCGGACGGGCAUUUUCAUCGCAGCAGCGCCUCUAGCGACAUCUUUUGCCAGCGGCUUGGCUUGGAUCAUUGUCAAGUUUGGCGACUUGCUACCUAUAGCGAACUGGAGGCUCAUUUUCUUGGUCGAAGGCUUUCCUGCAUGCAUUGUGGCGGUCUGGACGUAUUACUGGCUUCCUGACUCGCCUGGUCAAGCACGCUGGCUCAAUUCUCGAGAACGGAAGAUUGCUAGGCUCCGCAAGCGUAAGGAGACUCGCAUUGAUGCAAGAGUGGGCGGACUGGCUACUCGACAUGAGCAAGUCUUCAGAUGGGUCAAACAGACCCUAAUCGACCCGAAAGCAUACGUCACUGCCAGCAUGUUCUUCUGCGUGAAUGUAGGCUUCGGCAGCGUUCCUAUCUUUCUGCCCGUAAUUUUGAAAGACGCAGGCUACAGUCGAGUGGCAGCGGAAGGUCUCUCUGCAAUUCCUAUGCUCACGGCGUUCGUCGUCGUCCUUCUCACAGCUUGGCUCUCGGAUCGGCAUCGAAACCGCAGCAUCCCGUUAAUUGCCCAUGCGCUGCUAGCUGCAAGUGGAUAUCUAUUUCUGGCCAUUGCUGGACCACACGUCCGACACCUCCUGCGCUACCUCGCCUUCUUCCCCAUCUGCGCGGGUCUAUUCUCAUGCGUGACUCUCAUCGUCACAUGGACCAUCAACAACCAACCCUCCGACGAAGCCAAGGGCACCGGCAUGGCUCUCAUGCAGUACAUCGGGCAAUGCGGACCUAUCCUUGGAACACGAGUAUUUCGAGAAAUCGACGCUCCAUAUUUUGUGAAAGGUAUGCUGGUGGGAGGAGGGGCAAUGUUCAUGGUCAGCGCACUGGCGUUGGUGUUGCGGAUCUACCUGAGCAGAGAGAAUAGGGAAAGGAGACGUAAAUGGCAUGCGAAAUUGGGGGAGAAUGUGGAUGGCGAGCAGGUUACGAAGGAUUUUUGCUUUAUUGUAUAG
Pseudocercospora fijiensis CIRAD86 is the source of this 1413-nucleotide messenger RNA. RefSeq lists its product as uncharacterized. The record is from RefSeq and is a predicted model, not a curated record. The annotation marks the transcript as partial. NCBI's taxonomy places the organism in Eukaryota, Fungi, Ascomycota, Dothideomycetes, Mycosphaerellales, Mycosphaerellaceae. Gene Ontology annotation, cellular component: membrane. The transcript is spliced from 5 exons. Gene Ontology annotation, molecular function: transmembrane transporter activity. Gene Ontology annotation, biological process: transmembrane transport.